AAUACCAAAAGUGCAAAAAUCAUUACUUUUACUUAACCCUCGCUAUACAAAACCAGGAAAACGAAGAAGACAGAGAACGGCGAUGGCGUUGAACAACGGCUUGCGUUCGUGUGCAUCAAAGCUCAUCACUUCAUCUGAAUCUAUUUUCUCCAAAACCGUGAAGAGAGAGUUCCACUCAACAGGUGUCAAGAGAAUGGGAGGGCAUGGACAUGACGAACCUUUUUACCUUCAUGCAAAACACAUGUACAACUUGGACAGGAUGUCAAACCAGAAGCUGAAGAUGACUCUUGGUGUCUGGUCUGCAGUCGCCAUUGGUGUUAUAGUACCAGUUUAUGCUGUCGAAUUCCAGCAAAAGAAAACUGCUUCGGGCUAGAUCAUCAUGCAAUUGCGUCUCCACCACAAUAAUGCUUGCCCUUGGAGCUUCCAUGUAUGAAGAUGAACCUAUUGAAUUAGAGAGCAUUAAAUAGCUUUCAGUUUUGACUUAGCUUUACCCUGGUGGUUGCUUUUCUUGUUUCUAUUUUGGCACAACAUUGGUAUGCCUAGUUCAUUAAUAAUAUUCUCUUAA
This is a messenger RNA of Solanum stenotomum, 565 nucleotides long. RefSeq lists its product as uncharacterized. Bases 83 to 373 code for a protein of 96 amino acids. NCBI's taxonomy places the organism in Eukaryota, Viridiplantae, Streptophyta, Magnoliopsida, Solanales, Solanaceae. The record is from RefSeq and is a predicted model, not a curated record. The transcript has 2 exons.